CAUGGCGGAGGUCGGACUUGGGACUUACACAAAUGUACCUGGUUAUGUAAGCCCUGAUUGGGAACGAAAGUUGCCAUUGUUCACCAACUGGGACGAACUUGAACUUAGUGACAGAGUGUUAAAAAUGGCAUUAGCUUCGCCGCAAACCGAGCCCCCUCCCUACGCGGAGCACGUAUACGAGGGAAUAUUGUACACAAAUUGGAUGCCAAGGGAAAGCCUGGAAGCGAUGAAGACGUUUGAGAUACGUGACGAUGAUGUGGUGUUAGUGAGCUAUCCUAAAAGCGGGGUCAACUGGAUGUUCGAAAUCGUGCGUAGAAUACUUGAUGAAAACAAGGAAAACUCAGUAUUAACGGGGCCUGAGUUUCACUACCAUGGACAGCGGCCCUGUCACGUCCAGCUGCGUGAGCGCCCGUCCCCUCGAUUGAUGUACACCCAUCUUCCGUUUCAACUGGCACCUCCAGGAUUGACAACUCCAGUCAACAAGGUGAAAGUAAUUGUCGUACUGCGAAACCCCAAGGACGUUUGUGUGUCGUGGUAUUACUUCGCAAAGAAAAAUCAGGAGCUUAAGGCCGAAGGAACUUGGGAACAGUACACUGAGAAAUUCUUGGAUGGAAAAGUCAUCUGUGGUGGCCAUUUGGACAACGUGAUGGGCUGGUGGCAAAUGAAAGAUGACCCUCACUUCCUCUUUGUCAAGUACGAAGACAUGAACAAGGAUUUUCGCUCGUCAGUGAAGACUAUAGCAGCCUUCCUGGAGAAAGAACUGACUGAUGAACAUCUGGCCCUUAUCCUGAACAGCUGCAGAUUGGAGUCAAUGAGGAAGACAUUAGAAGAGUCUGGUACAUGGAGAAAGGACAUAGUAAGGAAAGGUAUCGUCGGAGAUUGGAAGAACCACUUCUCGGCCGAGGAGAGCGCCAGGUUUGACCAGAAGUACCGAGAACGGAUGGCGGGAACAGGGCUGGAGUUUGACUUUGAGUAGCAGAAUGUUCAAACAGCGUUAGCUUGUGACGUUAGACCAUGUUAAUUUCAUUAUAUAGAUGGCAUGUACAAGUGCAUCAAUUUCCAGGUUCAUGAUUUUUAGUAGGUGAUACAUUGAUAGGAAUUAGGACAGGGAGAAAGUGGUGUAAGUUUGGGCCACCUAGCAACUCGUUUGGAACUGCAGUGAGCAUUUGAGAUUCGGGCAAACGGUCUCUUCUUAACAUCUGCUUCAUGUCCUAUUCUCCGCGGAAUGUGUAAGCUGUAUCUGUAUCUAUAACGUUAUAUAUAUAUCCGGUAUAACCGGUACGUACCGCCCUUCCGCGUAACACACCAGCUUCGAAGCUAGCCUUGUUUGGCUACUUAUAAUCAGGCUCACCCAGCCUUGACCCCUGCCCGUGGGUGUCAAUCACCCUAUUCGGAUCAUUCCAUUUUGAAGGAAAAUGGGUGAGGAUAGGUCGAUAGGCUAGGCUGUCCUGUGUGUUGUGAAUGAACUUCUGCGGUUUUAUGAGUAGUUCUUGUAAGUUUUUAAGUCAAUGUAGGUUAUUAAACGA
Messenger RNA from Branchiostoma floridae (Florida lancelet), 1526 nucleotides. Its product is annotated as amine sulfotransferase-like. Gene Ontology annotation, molecular function: sulfotransferase activity. The coding region runs from base 2 to 976 and encodes 324 amino acids. Gene Ontology annotation, cellular component: cytoplasm. The record is from RefSeq and is a predicted model, not a curated record. NCBI's taxonomy places the organism in Eukaryota, Metazoa, Chordata, Leptocardii, Amphioxiformes, Branchiostomatidae. The transcript has 7 exons. Gene Ontology annotation, biological process: sulfation.